Messenger RNA from Capronia epimyces CBS 606.96, 1413 nucleotides. Its product is annotated as dihydrolipoyllysine-residue succinyltransferase, E2 component. The coding region runs from base 1 to 1413 and encodes 470 amino acids. Gene Ontology annotation, molecular function: dihydrolipoyllysine-residue succinyltransferase activity. The transcript is spliced from 5 exons. NCBI's taxonomy places the organism in Eukaryota, Fungi, Ascomycota, Eurotiomycetes, Chaetothyriales, Herpotrichiellaceae. Gene Ontology annotation, cellular component: oxoglutarate dehydrogenase complex. The record is from RefSeq and is a predicted model, not a curated record. Gene Ontology annotation, biological process: tricarboxylic acid cycle.
AUGGCCUCGCUGCGACUUCGACGGACACCAGCUUUGGGCUCUGCCCUUGCUGUUCCCAGGUGCAGCCCAUCUCUUCGUGUUCGCACGUUUAGUGCUCUGAGAACCGGCUCUGCGCCCUACCCAGCCAGCCGGCUGAGCUCCCGCUCCCCGGCCUUGCCUGCGUACGCCUCCUUCUCUCGAUACCAGCAAUUCAGCACGUCUCCUGUUCAGUAUGCAGAAGUGACCGUCAAAGUCCCCCAAAUGGCCGAGUCAAUUUCGGAAGGGACUUUAAGUACAUUCACGAAACAGGUCGGGGAUUACGUCGAGCAAGAUGAAGAGAUUGCCUCAAUCGAAACAGACAAGAUUGAUGUGGCGGUCAACGCUCCUGAGGCUGGUACGAUAAAGGAGCUCCUGGUCAGCGAGGGCGACACUGUUACCGUCGGACAAGAGAUCGCAAAGAUCGAGCCUGGCGAGGGCAGCGGUGGUGGUGCCAAGGAAGCAACGGAAGAGCCCAAAGAGCCUGCUUCGGAAAAGCAACCCACUAGCUCAGAUCCAGAGCCAAAGAAGGAGGAAUCAGCGAAGGAAGAGCCGCCUUCGCCUCCUCCGAAGAAGGAGGAAACGCCCGCUCCGCCAAAGGAAGAGAAGAAGCCUGCGCCACCCAAGGCAGAGAAGAAGCCUGCAUCUGAGGAGCCGGAGGGAAUUUCGUCGCCUUUCGGCCCAGGUAGCAGGAAUGAGAACAGGGUGAAAAUGAAUCGUAUGCGUCUGAGAAUCGCCGAGCGUCUCAAGCAGUCACAGAACACUGCCGCGUCAUUGACGACGUUCAAUGAGGUUGACAUGUCCAACAUCAUGGAAUUCCGCAAGAAAUACAAAGAAGAGGUCUUGAAGAAAACCGGAGUCAAGCUUGGCUUUAUGAGUGCAUUCUCAAAGGCCGCGGUACUUGCAAUGAAGGAUAUCCCCGCUGUCAAUGCAUCUAUUGAGGGUCCAGGAGGUGGCGACACCAUUGUGUACCGAGACUACGUAGACAUCAGUGUCGCAGUUGCUACACCCAAGGGCCUGGUCACACCAGUGGUCCGAAAUGCGGAGAGUCUGGACAUGGUCGGCAUCGAGAAGACUAUUGCGGACCUAGGCAAGAAGGCACGAGAUGGAAAACUUACCAUUGAAGACAUGGCUGGAGGAACUUUCACUAUCAGCAACGGCGGUGUUUUCGGUUCCAUGAUGGGCACCCCAAUCAUCAAUCUACCUCAAACUGCUGUCCUUGGUCUUCACGCGAUCAACGAAAGGGCGGUGGUGGUCAAUGGCAAGAUUGAAAUCAGACCCAUGAUGUACCUUGCACUAACGUACGACCAUCGAUUGUUGGAUGGUAAAGAAGCCGUCACCUUCCUGGUGAAAAUCAAGGAGUACAUAGAAGACCCCAGAAAGAUGCUGCUGGCCUGA